This is a messenger RNA of Leguminivora glycinivorella, 2180 nucleotides long. RefSeq names its product ankyrin-1-like. Lineage: Eukaryota; Metazoa; Arthropoda; Insecta; Lepidoptera; Tortricidae. Gene Ontology annotation, biological process: intracellular signal transduction. The record is from RefSeq and is a predicted model, not a curated record. Bases 282 to 1871 code for a protein of 529 amino acids. Gene Ontology annotation, molecular function: protein binding. The transcript is spliced from 3 exons.
UCUUUGCUCCAUAGUCAAUAGAGAUUUUGAUGUCUUACCACUCGUACCAAUUUAUUCUCAAUAUCUUGUAAUACUUUAAUUUAUUUAAUUUUUACUUUUGAAAAAAAGAAAUAUUUUUAUCUAGAUCAAGUUAAAUUGUUUUAUGUACUUCACUUUUCUCUUAUCAUGCAGAACUUUAUACUGUUAUGCUAAACAUCAUCCCUUUGGACAAAGUGCAUCGAAGAAUAUUUUACAGAUUAUUGUGUUCACAAAAUAGUUAAACGCUUAUUCAUUAAGCAAGCAUGGACUUCAGUUCGCUCAAUCCAAAUACUUCCAACCCAUUGAACAUAGCUGCGAGGAAAAACGAUUUUCAAAAUGUGCACCGUCUGUUAAAGAAAGUGAAUCCCAAUUGUGUGGACAAUAGAGGAUGGACCUGUCUUCACGAAGCCGCGGCAAACGACAGCUACCAGAGCUUGGUGCUCAUCCUUAAGCACCCUGACUGCAGACCUUUAGCGGAGACACAUGAAGGACACACAGCUUUGUACUUAGCUUGUCGUCAUCACAGUUCUUUGCAAACUAUUAAAGCCUUACUAGACAGCGCUGAAGAUAUUGCCAACUAUGGCAGCACUGAGAGUGUUACCCCUCUCCAUGUAGCCAGUACUCAAGGAAGAGUGGAAGUUAUACAGCUAUUAAUAGACCAUGGAGCAAUGAUAGAUGUACAAGACUUUGAUGGAGAUACACCUUUGCAUGAUGCAGCUUUGGCAUUAAAGUUAAAGUCAGUCACUGCAUUAUUACAUGCUGGAGCUGACCCAGCUAUUAAAAAUGAGACUGGUUACACACCAUUUCAUUUAGCAUGCUUCAAAGGCGGAUUUGACAUAAUAAAAGCAAUGAUACCUUUUGUUGAUGACAUAAAUGAAGUUACAGCUAAUGGAGACACUCCUUUAAUAACAGCUUUCAAUGGGAACAAUGAAAGCAUUAUUCAGUUUCUGCUAGAUAAUGGCGCUGAUCCUCAUAUAAAGAAUAAUGAUGGUUUCUUAGCUUUAGAUGUGGCACUCAAUCAUGGCUGUGAUGAAAUAUUUAAUCUACUUUUGGGUGUAAUAAACAAGGAGGAGAUAAACAAAGAUUUUAUUUUGUUAGCAUGUAAGCCACACUACUACAAAUAUAAGAUAUUAGAGAGUCUACUGAAUCAUGAUUUGGGGCCAGAAUUCUUUGAUUUUUAUGAGGAGUUUGUUGUUACGCUGGAGUGUAUUGGUGACCUGCAACCUCAUUACCAGUCAAAUGCUCCGUUGAACUCUUACUUGAAUAUUUGUGAAUAUAUUUACAACAGUGCAUUUGAGGCUUUUAGACAAUUCUUUUACCUGUUCCUCAUGAAUGGUGUUGCAGUAAAUGCUUUGCGAAGGGACGAAUGCCCUCCACUAGUAUACAUACAUUACACUGGACAUGGCACUUGUUUUGAAGAGGUAUUCAAAAUACUCAUAGAGCACAACUGCAACGUAGACUACUCAAGCCUUUGUACAGACAGCGAGCAGCUAGUACUUCCAGAUGCCUUCAUUGCCUCGGUCACUUCUGAUCCCGCUACAACUCUUUUGAUGCUGCCGUACAGUUUGCACUGUGAACCUGAUCACUUACUGACUUUCACUCAUAGCUGCAGCUGGUUGAGCAGGAUUCCAGUUCAAGUACAAAAACAAUUACUUUUCUUCAUAGACAACAAUGCUGACAAUAUCAAAGCAGAGUGCCUGUCGCUGUACGUGCCGCCAUUAAAACACUUGUCUAGGUUAAAAGUUAGAAGUGUUUUAAGAAGUACUGGAAUAAACACAACGGAAAAGUUUCUACAAGCUUUAGAAAAAUUGCCAAUACCACCUUUAUUGAAACACUAUUUAAGAUACCUUUGAUAUCAUCCUCAGCUACACUAAGAUCUCAAAUACUAGACUAUUUUUAAAUAAAACACAUAUUGCACAAAUAAAUAAUUUAUCAAAAAGUUAUAUUGAAUGAUUGGCGUACAAAAUUACAACAUAAUUCUAAAAAAAAGAAUAUUUAAGACAUAAUUCGCUUAUAUAGAUAUAUCUACAUAAUUACAAUAUCAUACAAUGUGUGAAGUAUACAUGCUUGCUUCACUUGAAGUUUGCACCAUUCGCCAUGAAGUCUUCUAUUUCAGCCACACUGUGAUAAAAAAAAUGGUCAGUAAAUCAUAAGAAUGCAAA